GCUGUAUGGCCUAUGCCGCAAACGAUGUCGACAACAAGCUCUUAUUUACGAAUUCGUCCUCAACAGUUUCAAUUUGAGAGCGAUAGUCAAUCCAGUCUACUCCGUCGAGCUUUCCAAAGGUACAUGAAAAUUGCUUUCUUACAACCGUUGCCUCCAAAUGAGCCUGCUGCUGCUGUAGACCCUAGUGCACCAAAGCCUCAUGUCAUCGGUAAUUUAACAUCAUUAUUCUUUCAAAUCGAUAAUCCCAAUACGGAUCUGCGCUUAGGAAUGGACGAAAGUUAUUCACUCUCGAUACGUGCCACUCCUCAACCGGUUGCAUUUGUACAUACCAAAGAGAUAUGGGGUGCUUUACGCGCUCUCGAAACUUUCAGCCAACUGAUUGAUGCUCGAGCGGAUGGCUUUUUCAUUAGUGAAGCCAAAAUCAUCGAUUUCCCUCGCUUUAGUCAUCGUGGGAUAUUGGUUGAUACUGCAAGACAUUACUUAACCAUGGAUACUUUAUUACAACAUUUAGAUGCAAUGGCUUACAACAAAUUUAACGUUCUCCAUUGGCAUAUUGUCGAUGAUCAGUCCUUUCCCUUUGUUUCCUUAACUUUUCCCAACAUGAGUUUGUUCGGCGCUUAUACACAGCGUCAUAUUUAUACCCCGGAGGAUGUCAGUAAAGUUAUUGAGUACGCUCGCGAUCGCGGCAUCCGUGUUAUACCCGAAUUUGAUACACCUGGCCAUGCAUCAUCUUGGAAAAGUAUUCCCAAUCUAUUAACGCCUUGUUAUGGCCCCAAUAACAUACCCAAUGGAAAUUUUGGACCCAUUAAUCCUAUUGUUGAUUCCAAUUACGAAUUUCUAGCCGUUUUUUUCUCCGAGAUUAAGAAAAGAUUCCCUGAUGCUUAUGUCCAUUUAGGUGGUGACGAAGUCAGUUUCAGUUGUUGGGCUAGCAAUCCAGAUAUUCAAGAUUUUAUGGUUCAAAAGGGCUUUGGUAAAAAUUUUGCUCUACUGGAACAAUACUACGAAACUCGUUUAUUACAACUAGUUGAAAAGGUUGGCUUGCGCUAUAUUAUAUGGCAAGAUGUCAUUGAUAAUAAAGUCAAGGUCAAUCCAAAUACUGUGGUACAAGUUUGGAGAUCAUCGCCUAGUUAUAAGAGUGAACUGAAACGUGUAACCUCGCUCAACUUGAAAACAAUCUUGUCGUCUUGUUGGUAUCUUGAUUUAAUUGGCUAUGGUCGCGAUUGGGAAGGCUAUUAUCGUUGCGAUCCACAAAAUUUCAAAGGUACCACGGCUGAGAAGAAUUUAGUUUUUGGCGGUGAAGCUUGUCUAUGGGGAGAGUACGUCGAUUCCACCAACUUUCUGGAAAGGAUGUGGCCGCGUGCUAGCGCUAUUGGCGAAAGAUUAUGGAGCUCUGCCAAAGUCAACAAUGUCGAUGCCGCUUUACCUCGUAUCGACUAUCAUCGCUGUCAACACCAUAUUCGUCGCGGUAUACGUGCUCAACCUGUUAACGGCUACAGUUUUUGUCAAGCGGAAUAUAAUACCGUGAUGAGAUAUAUGAAGAAGGAUGAGCUAUGAUUUCAUCUACAACAACCAAGACACGACCCUUGCCAAGUAGAAAUGGCUUAAAACGAAAUAGCCUAUCCAUCAAAGUGUAAUUCGAAAUGAUGAUACGGUAUAGUCAAGCGAGACGCUUUCCUGCUACCAUGGCUAAAUUCAGUAGGAAAAUUGCCUUUAUGAUUAUCAUUUCUAGCAGAAUAGAAACUCGAUUCGUAUGACUCUAUUGGAUGGUAGUGUCCACAACAGUGAAUCAAUUUAGCUUUUGUAUAGUCCAAAAUUUGACUUCAUAUUCUAAUUUUUAUAUACUGUAUACAUAUAAACAUCAAUAGAUUGAUAUCUCUAUUUGUCUAUUACCUGGAUAAUUUUCAAUGCUGCACUGCUAAUAGAUCGAUUUGAAUCUACUGCAUAAGGUGACACAGAAAAUGGACAGUUGAUUUUGAAUGUAU
This is a messenger RNA of Trichoplax adhaerens, 1982 nucleotides long. RefSeq lists its product as uncharacterized. Lineage: Eukaryota; Metazoa; Placozoa; Uniplacotomia; Trichoplacea; Trichoplacidae. Gene Ontology annotation, biological process: ganglioside catabolic process; carbohydrate metabolic process; glycosaminoglycan metabolic process. Gene Ontology annotation, cellular component: membrane. The coding region runs from base 13 to 1554 and encodes 513 amino acids. The transcript has a single exon. The record is from RefSeq and is a predicted model, not a curated record. Gene Ontology annotation, molecular function: beta-N-acetylhexosaminidase activity.